GCCGCGCACUGACGUCACUGUUCUGCAUGUGGCAGGAUCAAACAUCAUAAUACCCUGCAGCUUACACACAAAUAUCACUGCAUUUACAUCCAUAUAACUGAAUUCAAACGCUGACCGUGUGAACGCGCCGCAGUCAUGGUGAAGGAGCAGUUUAGAGAGACGGAUGUGGCUAAAAAGAUAAGUCACAUCUGUUUUGGUAUAAAGUCAGCGGAGCAGAUGAGGCAGCAGGCUCAUAUUCAGGUGGUCAGUAAGAAUCUGUACAGUCAAGAUACGAGUCACACGCCUCUGCCGUAUGGAGUCCUGGACCACCGCAUGGGCACCAGUGAGAAGGACAGACCGUGUGAAACUUGCGGUAAGAAUUUGGCUGACUGUCUCGGUCACUACGGCUAUCUGGAUCUGGAAAUGCCGUGUUUCCAUGUCGGAUAUUUCAAAGCCAUUGUCGGAAUCCUGCAGAUGAUCUGCAAGACGUGUUCACACAUUCUUCUCUCCAAAGAGGAGAAACUUCAGUUUCUGGAUUAUCUGCGCAGACCUGGUCUGGUUUACCUGCAGAAACGCGGACUUAAGAAGAAAAUCUCAGAUAAAUGCAGAAAGAAAACGUCAUGUGUGAACUGCAACGCGUUUAACGGCCCGGUCAAGAAAUGUGGCUUAUUGAAGAUAAUUCAUGAAAAAUAUAAAACAACGAAGAAGGUCAUCGACCCCAUAGUGUCAGACUUUCUGCAGUCGUUUGAUGUCGCCAUCGAACACAAUAAAGAAGUGGAGGCUCUACUGACCAGAGCGCAGGAAAAUCUCAAUCCUCUGGUGGUGUUGAAUCUCUUCCGGAGGAUUCCAAACGAGGAUGUUCCUCUUCUCCUGAUGAAUCCAGAAUCGGGGAAACCUGCUGACCUCAUCCUGACCCGUCUGCUGGUGCCGCCGCUCUGUAUCCGGCCUUCUGUCGUCAGCGAUCUCAAAUCGGGAACCAAUGAAGAUGACCUGACCAUGAAGUUAACAGAAAUCAUCUUCCUCAAUGAUGUCAUUAAGAAGCAUCGAAUGUCAGGAGCUAAAACCCAGAUGAUAAUGGAGGACUGGGACUUCCUGCAGCUGCAGUGUGCGCUCUACAUCAACAGUGAGCUGUCGGGCAUCCCGCUCAACAUGGCACCAAAGAAGUGGACCCGCGGCUUCGUGCAGAGACUCAAGGGAAAACAGGGCCGGUUUCGUGGUAAUCUGUCUGGAAAGCGAGUGGAUUUUUCCGGCCGAACUGUCAUCUCUCCCGACCCAAACCUGAGGAUCGAUGAGGUCGCUGUGCCGGUGCACGUUGCCAAAAUCCUCACCUACCCAGAGAAGGUGAAUAAAGCGAACAUCGAGUUUAUGAGGAAGCUGGUGCGUAGCGGUCCUGAUGUUCAUCCGGGAGCAAACUUCAUUCAGCAGAGACACAUGCAGAUGAAGAGGUUUUUGAAGUACGGUAAUCGUGAAAAGAUGGCUCAGGAGCUUAAGUAUGGAGAUGUGGUCGAGAGACAUAUGAUCGAUGGAGAUAUCGUCCUGUUUAACCGACAGCCGUCUCUGCACAAACUCAGUAUCAUGGCACACAUUGCGCGUGUCAAACCUCACAGGACGUUCCGUUUUAACGAGUGCGUGUGCACGCCGUACAACGCCGACUUUGACGGAGACGAGAUGAAUCUUCAUCUGCCGCAGACGGAGGAGGCCAAAGCUGAGGCGCUCGUCCUCAUGGGGACUAAAGCUAAUCUGGUGACACCGAGAAACGGCGAGCCCCUGAUUGCAGCUAUUCAAGACUUUCUGACAGGAGCGUACCUGCUCACUCUGAAAGACACCUUCUUUGAUCGAGCGAAGGCCUGUCAGAUCGUCGCCUCCAUACUGGUCGGGAAAGACGAGAAGAUCAAAAUCUCCCUCCCACAUCCUGCGAUUCUCAAGCCGAUCAGACUGUGGACGGGGAAACAGAUCUUCAGUUUGAUUCUCAAGCCCGGUAAAAGCUGUCCAGUGAAGGCAAACUUGCGCACCAAAGGCAAACAAUACUGCGGUAAAGGAGAGGACCUGUGUGCGAAUGAUUCAUUUGUGGUGAUUCAGAACAGUGAGUUGAUGUGUGGUAGUAUGGAUAAGGGAACUCUGGGAUCUGGAUCCAAGAACAACAUAUUCUACAUCCUGCUGAGGGACUGGGGUCAACAGGAAGCAGCUGACGCCAUGUCACGCCUUGCCCGCCUCGCCCCUGUUUACCUCUCCAAUCGAGGGUUCUCCAUCGGGAUUGGAGACGUGACGCCCGGUCAGGGUCUGCUCAAGGCCAAACAGGAGCUGCUGGACGCCGGUUAUAAGAAAUGUGAUGAGUACAUUGAAGCCCUGAAGACGGGCAGAUUACAGCAACAGCCGGGCUGCAGCGCUGAGGAAACUCUAGAGGCGUUAAUCCUGAAGGAGUUAUCUGUCAUCAGAGAUCACGCUGGCAGUGCAUGUCUGAGAGAACUGGACAAGAGCAACAGUCCUCUGAUCAUGGCGCUCUGUGGAUCUAAAGGUUCAUUUAUUAAUAUUUCUCAGAUGAUUGCAUGUGUCGGACAGCAGGCCAUCAGCGGCUUUCGCGUUCCAGAUGGAUUUGAGAAUCGAUCACUGCCGCACUUUGAGAAGCACUCCAAACUCCCUGCCGCUAAAGGUUUCGUGGCUGACAGCUUUUACUCGGGUUUGACGCCCACCGAGUUCUUCUUUCACACUAUGGCUGGACGAGAAGGUCUGGUUGAUACUGCAGUAAAGACAGCUGAGACGGGAUACAUGCAGAGGCGUCUGGUGAAGUCUCUAGAAGAUCUUUGCUCUCAGUAUGAUCUGACGGUGCGCAGCUCGACCGGUGACAUCAUCCAGUUCAUCUACGGUGGAGACGGACUCGAUCCAGCUGCCAUGGAGGGAAAAGACGAACCUCUAGAGUUCAAAAGAGUCCUCGACAACAUCAAAUCGGUGUAUACCUGUUCAAGUGAGCCGGCCCUCAGCAGGAACGAACUGGUGAUGACGUCAGACUCCAUCAUGAAGAGAAAAGAAUUCCUGUGCUGCAAGGACACAUUUCUGGAGGAAAUCAGAAAGUUCAUGAUAACGGUUUCUGAGAAAGUAAAAAAGACGCGCGACAAAUAUGGCAUCAAUGACAACGGAACAACAGAGCCUAAAGUUCUGUACCAGCUGGAUCGGAUCACUCCCACACAGCUGGAGAAGUUUCUGGAAACCUGCAGGGAUAAAUACAUGAGGGCACAGAUGGAGCCGGGCUCUGCGGUCGGCGCGUUGUGCGCUCAGAGCAUCGGAGAGCCCGGCACACAGAUGACACUUAAAACGUUUCACUUCGCUGGAGUCGCUUCUAUGAACAUCACACUGGGAGUCCCUCGUAUCAAAGAGAUCAUCAAUGCAUCCAAGAACAUCAGUACGCCCAUUAUAAGUGCCAACCUGGAUAUCAACGAUGACCCAGAUUUCGCUCGCCUGGUGAAAGGACGUAUCGAGAAAACUCUUCUGGGAGAGAUUUCAGAGUACAUUGAGGAAGUCUUCCUGCCUGAUGAUUGUUUCAUCCUGGUCAAGUUGUCACUUGAGAGAAUUCGUCUUCUGCGGUUGGAGGUGAACGCAGAAACGGUGCGGUACUCCAUCUGUACGUCUAAGCUGCGGGUGAAACCGGGCGAUAUCGCGGUGCACGGAGAGGCUGUCGUCUGUGUGUCACCGAGAGAAAACAGCAAGAGCUCCAUGUACUACGUGCUGCAGUCGCUCAAACAGGAGCUGCCCAAAGUGGUAGUCCAGGGAAUUCCUGAAGUGUCUCGUGCUGUCAUUCACAUUGACGAGCAGAGCGGGAAACAGAAGUUUAAACUUCUGGUGGAGGGAGAUAACCUCAGAGCUGUCAUGGCAACGCACGGCGUCAACGGCAACAGAACAACAUCCAACAACACAUAUGAGGUGGAGAAGACGUUAGGCAUCGAAGCAGCAAGAUCGACCAUCAUUAAUGAGAUCCAGUACACCAUGGUAAACCACGGUAUGAGUAUCGACCGCAGACAUGUCAUGCUGCUGGCUGAUCUCAUGUCUUAUAAGGGUGAGAUUCUGGGGAUCACUCGCUUCGGCCUCGCUAAGAUGAAGGAGAGCGUUCUCAUGCUGGCGUCCUUUGAGAAGACGGCAGAUCAUCUGUUCGACGCGGCGUAUUUCGGCCAGAAAGACUCUGUCUGUGGUGUGUCCGAGUGCAUUAUAAUGGGAAUUCCCAUGAAUAUCGGCACUGGACUCUUUAAGCUGUUACACAGUGCUGUGAAGGACCAGAAUCCGCCCCGCAGGCCUUUGCUCUUCGAUAAUCCUGAUUUCCAUAUUUCAAUAGCUCCAUAACCCUCGUGCUUCCUCCACUAUCCUGUUUUUGGAUUGUUUCAGCCCCUGUUGAGUGUAAUGACUGUUUACUACAACUGUGUCAUUAAGUUCUGAAACAAAAUGUUUUGCCUUUUUUUUUGUUUGUUUGUUUUUUUUUUUACUGUUUGCGGUUAAAAAAAGAAUAAUUUUGUGCCUUUUCCCUUGCUAAACUGUUUGCAAUAUGCCAAGGAAUGUUGGCAAGGAUGUUGUCAUGAAUGACGACACCAUUUAUGGUGUUAAAGGUUAAAGUUUUAUUAUUAUUAUUAUUAUUAUUAUCGCAACGAUAAUAGAGCUCUUCUUCAAUUGUCUUCCGAUCAUAUGGGCCUUUAUUAGGAUCCCUACAAACGUUUGGCUGUUUUUCUCAUUUUGAAAUGGUUAUGAGAUUGAAUUCCUUACUAACCAUCUGUUAAAUAGAUUAAAUGCACUUAAAGUUUGAUCAGAUUACGAUUUAAAUAAUUUACAUACAUUGUUUCUGACCUGACAGGGUCAAGUCUAAUUUAUGCAACUGAAAGAGGUGUGUAUUUGGUUUUCGUUUUGUUUAGUCCUUUGACUAUUAUAAAUGAAUAUUUAUGUAAAUAUGUAUCAGGUGUGAAUAAAAUAUACGUUAA
Messenger RNA from Myxocyprinus asiaticus (Chinese sucker), 4934 nucleotides. It is a transcript of the gene polr3a, whose product is annotated as polymerase (RNA) III (DNA directed) polypeptide A. Gene Ontology annotation, molecular function: DNA binding; DNA-directed RNA polymerase activity. NCBI's taxonomy places the organism in Eukaryota, Metazoa, Chordata, Actinopteri, Cypriniformes, Catostomidae. Gene Ontology annotation, biological process: DNA-templated transcription. The transcript has 31 exons. Bases 136 to 4308 code for a protein of 1390 amino acids. The record is from RefSeq and is a predicted model, not a curated record.